UUCUUGACGAAAGGAGGUUGUUGUGAGCGUGUCGGCUUCCAGGACAGCAGUGAGUGAGAUCGAGGUGGUCAGUAGACAGGAGUUCAUACAUACAUAUCGUACUCGCUAAUAGUAGGCUGUGUGGGGAAACAGAUCAAAUCAGGCCAGUACAAACUGGAUCAGAUGAACCAUGGCUUUGCAGAGGCUUCUGAGUUUUGGCAAGCAGCUGUUGCGCGUGAAAGUGGUGAAUUGCAGCUUGGAAGACUCUCGUCUCUCUCGAUGUCUGAACACGUUUGACCUAGUGGCUCUGGGAGUGGGCAGCACUCUGGGAGCUGGGGUGUACGUCCUGGCUGGCGCAGUGGCACGCGAGAAUGCGGGGCCUGCCAUAGUGCUGUCUUUCCUUAUUGCUGCUAUGGCAUCGGUGCUGGCUGGCCUUUGCUAUGCUGAGUUCGGGGCACGAGUACCCAAGACAGGCUCAGCGUAUCUGUACAGCUAUGUGACAGUGGGGGAGCUCUGGGCCUUCAUCACUGGCUGGAACCUGAUCCUUUCUUAUAUCAUAGGCACCGCCAGCGUAGCUCGUGCAUGGAGCUCUACGUUCGAUGAGCUGAUCGGCAAACAUAUUGAGAUGUUUUGUCGACAGUACAUGAGCAUGAAGUUGCCAGGUGUGUUGGCUGAUUAUCCGGAUAUGUUUGCGGUGGCCAUUAUUCUGUGUCUUUCAGGCUUGUUGGCCUUUGGAGUGAAAGAGUCAGCCAUGGUUAAUAAGGUUUUCACCUGCAUCAAUAUUCUGGUGCUGUUGUUCAUGGUGGUAUCAGGUCUGGUCAAAGGCACGAUGAAGAACUGGCAGCUGAAUCCUGAUGAGAUUCUUGAUGCCACCAAUUCCUCAGGACUCAAUACAACAGAGGAGAAGGAAUUUGCCAAGAGCUUGGGAAUGGGUGGAUUUAUGCCAUUUGGCUUCACUGGAGUUCUCUCUGGAGCUGCAACUUGCUUCUAUGCAUUCGUUGGGUUCGACUGCAUUGCCACAACAGGUGAGGAGGUGAAGAAUCCUCAGAGGGCCAUCCCCAUCGGCAUCGUCUCCUCUCUGCUCAUCUGUUUUGUUGCCUACUUUGGUGUGUCAGCUGCUCUUACUAUGAUGAUGCCAUACUACCUGCUGGAUAGGAAAAGCCCAAUUCCUGUGGCCUUUAAAUAUGUAGGCUGGGAGGGAGCCACCUACGCAGUGGCUGUAGGCUCUCUGUGUGCCCUCUCUACCAGCCUCAUCGGUACCAUGUUCCCAAUGCCACGGGUUUUGUGGACGAUGGCAGGUGAUGGGCUGAUCUUCAAAUACAUGGCAGAAAUCAACCCGAAAACAAAAACCCCCUUGCCUGCUACUCUAACAUCUGGCUUUGUGGCAGCUGUCAUGGCAUUUUUGUUUGAUCUCAAGGAUCUGGUUGAUCUUAUGUCUAUCGGCACACUCCUGGCUUACACUUUGGUUGCUGCAUGUGUGCUAGUGCUCAGGUAUCAACCAGAUCACCAUACUCAGGGCUACCAGAUGGCAAGCUCACACGAGGAGCUGGAGAUGAGAGAAUCCUUUAGUACUACGAGUAUGGGCAUUUUGCCUGGCAUAGAGGAGCGCUUCAGUUUCAAAACAAUGCUUUUCCCUGACAACACAGAGCCGUCUGGUCUUUCUGGUUCUGCCGUCAAUGUCUGUGCAAGCUUGCUUGGUUUCCUGAUCCUGGUUUUUUCAGUCGUGGCUGUGCAGGGUGGUGCUACCAGCUGGAGCAUAGCAACCCUCUGUGUGAUUGCCUUGGUAUGUCUUCUUCUCACACUUAUCAUCUGGAGGCAGCCAGAGAGCAAAAGCAAGCUCUCAUUUAAGGUCCCUCUGUUGCCCUUCCUCCCUGUGGUAAGCAUGUUUGUUAAUGUGUAUCUGAUGAUGCAGCUGGACAGAGGGACCUGGAUACGAUUUGCCAUAUGGAUGUUUAUCGGCCUUAUUAUAUACUUUGGCUAUGGAAUAUGGCACAGCUCAGAAGGUGCCCUGACUCAUUCCAGUCCAGAUGAAGUGUCUGAUGAGUGUAAAUCCACCGGUACUCACGAGGAUGUCAUGUCCCCUGAGAAAGAGGCCUUCCUCAACAACAGACAAGAGGAUGGGGAUGAAGAAAAUGGUGAGCUCUGAUGUUGAGGAUCAAAUGAGCUUCAGCUUCUGCCUGCUAGACCUUCUCUCUGAACCGCAACACUCAGGACCGCUGAGGAGCACAAACUGUUAACAGACUGAGCAUGGAGAGAUGCAUCAUGGUGGUUGAUUAGUUCCUUAUAAGAGACUGAGAGGCCUGUUGUUGGAUAGUGCUUUUUGGUGUUCUAAUUUGCACCCAAAAUGAAACAAGAACAGUUGGAUAUUUGAUCUAAAGCAACAUGAUCUUGCUCGAUUCUGUUAGAUUAGGUUGCUAAGCUACCCUUUGGGGCAGGGGUAGCUCAGUGGUUAAGGCCUUGGACGACAGUAUGGUCCGAAUCACCAAGUUACCCCUGUUACCCUUAAGCUUCAACUGCUCAGAUUUAUGAUAAGAUAAAAAAAAAAAAGUCGCUCUGGAUAAGCAUUUCUGCCAAAUGCUGAAAUGUAAAUGAAAAGUAGUUAAGUACCGAGUGUCCAGUUUUACAAUUCAUUUUUACAAUAUUCCACAUGUUAGAACUCCAUUAGAAUACAUUCACACCAAGCUGAAGUACGAUCAUGGACACGUUGCCUUCCCUAGGCUUCUUUUAACAGUUUAGUUUGUUUAAUAAGUAAAUCAACUCCACACAUGGCUUAGGGCUUUUUAUAAAUUCAUAUUUAGUUUAAGCCCACCGUCCCUACUAGUCUGAACUGGAGCUGAACUGGUCUGAUCGAAAUUUAAUACAUCUGGUAUUUAUAGAAAGCUAUCGCUACCUAUUACAGCCACUGCCACCUGGUGGAGUGCUAGCGAACACAGACAGAAAACUAAAGCUCUUUCCUGCGUACUGAGAGGGGUAUAUUACCAGUACUGGGUGAUUUUUCUCAUAUAGUGUUUUUCAGCUGCUAAUUUAAAUCUUCAUCUCAAGAAUAUUUAAAAAGAGUUUGUAGGACUAAAACCUUUUAGCCUGGUUUGGGUAAUAGAAACUUGUCAUAAGUGGUUGCUUCUUGUGAAGAUAUGAAGUUUAAUAUCUAAGUUUAAUAGUAAUAAAUGCAGAUAUAUUAGACGUUGGCAUAAUGUUUUCCCUUAUGGUAAAUUCCUUUCCUGACAAAGAUUAAUUAAGUGCUUUACAUAGUUGCAACAGGUAAAGUAUGAUAAGGUGCAUUAUUGAAUCUCACUCACUCACUCACUCACUCAUCUUCUAUACCGCUUUAUCCUAUAUUCAGGAUCGCAGGGCCCUGAAACCUAUGCCAGGAGACUUAAGGCACAAGGCGGGUUACACCCUGGACACGGUGCCAAUUAAUCGCUGGGCACACAUAUGUACACACACUCACACACUUAUUCACACACUAUGGGUAAUUUGGGAAUAUCAAUUAACCUUACCUACAUGUCCUUGGGAUAUAAUGGAGGAAACCGGAGUACCCGGGGGAAACCCACCAAGCACGGGAAGAACAUGCAAACUCCAUGCACACAGAGACCACAGCCUGGCCUGGAAUUGAACCCGUACCCUGGAGGUGCAUUAAUGAAUCUAUGAUCUAUAAUUACAGUUAAUGUAAAAUCUAUGAAAUUACAUUUGUGUAAUAACCAGAUCACCUGUGUUUAUUAUAUAGCCUCAUUCGCCUGUCAUUUCCCCACAUUGAAAAGGUUAUCUAUUCCAUUCGUCCAGUAAAGUAGUGCAGAUUGUAUUAUACUUAAGGGAGACACUUUGGUGGUGUAAUGAAGAAAAAAUACUAUGACACAUGAUACAAUGUUUUUUCCUCAAUAACCAAAUUUCUCAAGGUAGAUUAUUCAUCUUACACCAUAGCAGUCUGCCAAGAACUACAUGUGUUAAAGAAAAAAAUAUCUGCAAAAUAAGUCCUAUUAGAUGCAAUCUUCCACCAGCUGAGCUGAAUUUAAGUUUAUUGACCAGAUUUAAAAAUAAUCAUUUCCCCCUGCAGAGAACAGCUAGAUUUUACAGCUCAUUGAGUGUGUACAUGUUUUAUAGUUGAAAUAAUGUAAUGCUGUUUACACCUUUUUUGUCAUUUUAGAACAGUGUCUUUUUUUUUGUUGGACCAUUUCUGCUGUAUUGUUUGUGUCCCAGUAUAGUUGAGACGUGCUGUAGCUCAAAUCACUGUACUUUGCAUUUGUACUGUAAAUAAAAUGAUGUUAGCCACA
This is a messenger RNA of Clarias gariepinus (North African catfish), 4247 nucleotides long. It is a transcript of the gene slc7a1a, whose product is annotated as solute carrier family 7 member 1a. The transcript has 13 exons. The record is from RefSeq and is a predicted model, not a curated record. Gene Ontology annotation, biological process: amino acid transport; transmembrane transport. Bases 170 to 2125 code for a protein of 651 amino acids. NCBI's taxonomy places the organism in Eukaryota, Metazoa, Chordata, Actinopteri, Siluriformes, Clariidae. Gene Ontology annotation, cellular component: plasma membrane. Gene Ontology annotation, molecular function: amino acid transmembrane transporter activity.